Molecule: messenger RNA, 675 nt
Organism: Podospora anserina S mat+
Lineage: Eukaryota; Fungi; Ascomycota; Sordariomycetes; Sordariales; Podosporaceae
Exons: 1
Biological process (GO): protein localization to kinetochore; kinetochore assembly; attachment of mitotic spindle microtubules to kinetochore
Cellular component (GO): kinetochore
Source: RefSeq, a predicted model, not a curated record
GCCGACCUCCUCCACUACAAAGAACUCUUCUCCAAACUCCGCUUCUCCUACGUCGAGCAGGUCACCAAAGAAAAGUUCAUACGCGCCAUCGUCGGCGACCCGCCCUUGAUCGUCACGCCCCAGGAAAACGCCGAGCUGGAAGACAGCAACAAGGUUGCCAAGGCGGAGCUGAAGGCUCUCAAGAAUGAGGUGGCGGACAUGGUCAAGGAUCUGGAGGCGAGGGGGCGGGAGCUGGCAAAACGUUACGAGAGGGUCAAGACGGAGACUGUCCGGCUAGGGGAGCUGCCGGGACGAGUGGAGGGGUUGGAAAGGGAGAUUGCGAGGUUGAAGGAGGAGCAGCAGGUUGGGGAGGGAUCGAGGGCAGAGCUGAAUUUGCCGCUGGCGAAGACGCUGCAGCUUGUGGGCGAGAAAAAGAGGCAGAUGCAGGAGUUGGAUAGGCAGUUGGAGCAGCUGAGAAAUCAGGCUCCACGGAAGAGGAAGGAGGUGGAGCGGUUGCAAGGAGAGGUGGCCGGGCUGGAGCAGAAGAGGGGGAAUGCGAUGGCGGCGGCGAAAGAAGCGAAGAGAAGGAGGGAGGAUAAGGGGGCCAGGAACGGGGUUGAUGAGCUGGAGGCAAGGGGACGGUGGUAUAGGGGGAGCGAGGCUGUUUUGAGGGGGUUGCUGGGGAUUCAGGGGUGA